AUGUACAAACCAGCAGAUGGCGAAGACAGUGGAACGCAAACACCCGAUGGAGGCACACACACCCAAUCCCGCCUCCUCACGAAAAAGCAGCUGUCGGACAUGAGGAAUGGUAUCCGGGAAAUGUCAAAGAAGAUGGGCCGAAUAAGACUGAUGCUAGAUGUGCGGAACAUCUUCCUGCUUACGAAAGCCCACGACCAGAACCUCAUCAAGAAGACAAGAGAUGUUGCCGAGUGGCUACUUCAACAACGCAAUUCCGAGGGCAAGACAUAUAUCGUGUGGGUGGAGCACACGAUGAAAACCAGCAAAUCCUUUGACGCCGCUUCCUUGACCGCCAAAGAUUCCUCCUACGAGUCUCGUCUGAAGUACUGGACCAAUGAGCUGUGCGCGAAGAAGCCUCAUCAAUUCGACAUUUGUCUCGCCUUGGGAGGCGACGGAACAGUGUUGUACUCCGCCUGGCUAUUUCAGCGUGUUGUACCGCCAGUCAUGUCAUUCGCUCUGGGAUCCCUCGGGUUUCUCACCAAAUUCGAUUAUGGCGAAUAUUCCUCCAUCCUAACUCGAGCGUUCAAGGAAGGCAUAACCGUCUCCCUUCGCUUACGGUUCGAAGCGACGAUAAUGCGAUCAGUUCCUAGAGAUGAUGAGGAGGAACAGUCAUCCCGCGACAUGGUCGACGAACUCAUCGGCGACGGCUCAGACGAUGUCAACACUCACCGUCCGGCGGGCAGCAACAACAUUCUCAACGACAUCGUCAUCGACCGUGGUCCUAACCCUACCAUGUCCAGUAUUGAAGUCUUCGGCGAUGAGGAGCAUUUCACGACCGUCCAAGCUGACGGAAUUUGUGUCGCAACGCCUACUGGAUCGACGGCGUAUAAUCUUGCUGCGGGAGGGAGUCUGUGUCAUCCGGACAAUCCUGUCAUCCUCGUGACGGCCAUUGCACCGCAUACUCUCAGCUUCCGUCCGAUCAUCCUGCCCGAUACAAUAGUAUUGCGGAUUGGUGUACCGUAUGAUGCGCGUGCAAGCUGUUGGGCAAGUUUCGAUGGAAAGGAGAGAUCUGAAUUAAAACCAGGCGACUACGUCACAAUCUCCGCCAGUCGCUUCCCCUUUCCGAGUGUUCUGCCGCUGGAUCGAAGAAACGAGGACUGGGUGGAUAGUAUUUCCCGCACGCUGAACUGGAAUAAUCGACAACGACAGAAGGCUUUUGAUACAGAGGGUGAAGAGGGGCAGAACAAGGGGAAGAAGGAGGAGGAGGCGCAAGAGUGA
Zymoseptoria tritici IPO323 is the source of this 1257-nucleotide messenger RNA. RefSeq lists its product as uncharacterized. The record is from RefSeq and is a predicted model, not a curated record. The transcript is spliced from 2 exons. Gene Ontology annotation, biological process: NAD+ metabolic process; NADP+ biosynthetic process. Bases 1 to 1257 code for a protein of 418 amino acids. NCBI's taxonomy places the organism in Eukaryota, Fungi, Ascomycota, Dothideomycetes, Mycosphaerellales, Mycosphaerellaceae. Gene Ontology annotation, molecular function: NAD+ kinase activity.